Molecule: messenger RNA, 1556 nt
Organism: Lutra lutra (Eurasian river otter)
Lineage: Eukaryota; Metazoa; Chordata; Mammalia; Carnivora; Mustelidae
Gene: MDFI
Product: MyoD family inhibitor
Exons: 5
Coding region: 265-1005 (246 amino acids)
Source: RefSeq, a predicted model, not a curated record
GUCCACUCUGCUCUCCAGAGCUCUCAGACAGCAACCAGAUCGGGGUUGGCUCCCGGGGCGUCAGGCCCGGGCCCCGCAGCAGGCAGCCGGGCCCUGGGAGCGGGACCCCGCCUCCUGGCCCGGGAGCCCCCCUUCCGUCCGCAGCCACCUGGGCUCCUCGCAGGUCCGCGGCCGCGGGUGGCGAGAGCGCGGAGAGAGCCGUGGGGUUACGGCGGUCCUGGCCACGACGGCACCGCAGGGGCCUUGGAGCGGCGUCCCGGGCCGAUGUCCCAGGUGAGUGGCCAGCGCCCCCCUCAUUGCGACGCGCCCCAUGGAGCCCCCAGCGCAGCCCCGGGCCCAGCCCAGAUCCCAUCCCUCCUGCCUGGGCUAGAGGUAGUAACCGGAUCCACUCACCCUGUGGAGGCAGCGCUAGAGGAAGGCUCCCUGGAGGAAGCGGCACCCCCCAUGCCCCAAGGCAAUGGCCCUGGGGCCCCUCAGCCCCUGGACAGUACUGACCUCGAUGUCCCCACAGAAGCUGUGACACGCCAGCCUCAGGGGAACCCCUUGAGCUGCACCCCACUAGUGGCAAAUGGCUCAGGCCACCCCUCAGAGCUGGGCAGCGCCAGGCGGGCGGGGAAUGGUGCCCUAGGUGGCCCCAAGGCCCACCGGAAGUUGCAGACGCACCCAUCUCUCGCCAGUCAGGCCAGCAGGAAGAGCAAGGGCAGCACCAAAUCUACUGCCUCCCAGAUCCCCCUCCAGGCGCAGGAAGACUGCUGCGUCCACUGCAUCCUGUCCUGCCUGUUCUGCGAGUUCCUGACGCUGUGCAACAUCGUCUUGGACUGCGCUACGUGCGGCUCCUGCAGCUCCGAGGACUCGUGCCUCUGCUGCUGCUGCUGCGGCUCGGGCGAGUGCGCCGACUGCGACCUGCCCUGCGACCUGGACUGCGGCAUCGUGGACGCCUGCUGCGAGUCCGCCGACUGCCUGGAGAUCUGCAUGGAGUGCUGCGGGCUCUGCUUCUCCUCCUGACCGCCGCGGCCCCUGCAGCGCCCCUCGCGCCGCGGCCCCGGAGGUGGGGCGGGGGGGGGGCGGGGCCAGCUCCGCGGAGGGGGGCGGGGCCGCCGCAGCGCCCCUCACCCCACGUCCCGUCCCAGCCUCGCGGUGCCGGAACCCGCAGCCCCGCCGACAACCUGGGGGGCGGGCCGGGGAGGGAGCCGCGCCUGGCCCCACGGCCUGGGCUUCAGAACACUGUGAAAGUGGGGGGCAGCAAGGGGGGCGGGGGGAGGCGGGGCCGGCGGGCUGUGCGCUCCUCUACCUCUCACGGCCCCUGCGGCCCCGACUCCCGCUGCCCAGGCUCAGCAAAAUGUGAAGUGAGACAUCCCAGCCCGCUCUGGGCCACGCCCUUCCCUGGUGUCUUUACCGGACCCUCGAGGGGGCCUGACUCGUAUGGUGACCCCCGAAGUCCUCCAGAGGGCAGGGCUAAGCCAGGAGGGACAGGAACGGUAUAGAAAAUACUGGAAGGGGAGAGGGAGGGAAUGGAGGGUGGGCCUGUCCUAUUUGUUGCUGUAAAUAAAGUUAUU